AUUCGCUUCGCAUUUUCGCAACAAUAAUUACACAGGGAGAGUGUAAUUUUGACAUUUUUCUGCUGGCAAAUUCUUAGUGACAUUUAUCACUGAACAUGACUAAAAAUAUGGCAGGGACCCGAUUAUAGUAAAGACGUAAUUCGCCUAAAACGUUUAGUAGGAAUAUUAAUGUCAAAUGAGUGAUAGGGUAAGAUUUUGAAAAUAUUAAUGCAAAGAAAGGAAGAGAAUUUUUCUAUUGGAAACAUGCGUGGAACGGAAUCACAUUCUAGUGCAACUACAACAGAGAUUCCCCAACAAAUAAAUUUCAGUCCUCAAUACCAGCAGCAGAUGCAAAGUGUCCCACAUUUAAUGCCAACGCCCUCACCAACUCCAUGGAAUCUUAAUACUAUGCCUUGGAAAUUAGCAAGUACUGAUAUAGGGCAAGACGAUAUAAUGCAAUUCAGUGCUCAUGUCAACGAUGUUGCUCAAGGCCGAGCAGCUCUUCAUCAGAAACGGAAGUCAAGUAUUGAGAAUUCAUUGCCACUUAAGCAGUUCAUUUCUGAAGAAAAAAUUACUGCACAUUUCAAUGGAUUACACAUAUCAAGUGAUUAUAUACAAAACAGUUCCAAUAGUACCAACAGUCCUAUGUCUGGCAAUGAUGCCCCAAGUACCAGCACGGGUAAAUGCUUUACUAAUCUCACCUAUCAUGACUACCAGAUAACCGCCAAAGAAUUAGAAGAAAAAUUGCGCAAUGCAAACAAAAUUACCGUGUGCGAACAAUUAAGAAGACUUCAAGAACAAGAACAUAAAGCUAGUUUUUUGCCAGAAGCACUUUUCAGUAGGAUAGAAAAACCUUGCACCGCAUUGGUACUUUGGCAACCCCCUCCAGUGUUAGAUUUGUUGCAUCGAAAAAGCGAAAAUGAAUUAACACCAACUAAUAGUGAUAGCACAAGUGCAGGCAGUUUUGGCACUGUUGAUUUUCCGGAUGCUGAUACAAUAGGAGACGACGAUACGUUUUCGGAUCGGGAAGAUAUAGACGACUUCGUAGACAAUAACAACACUUGUCGUUUAGAUUUCAAUAAUAUGAGAGCAGAUCAUAUGGAUGAGGAUUUUUAGUUCAAUAUAAAACUUUAAUUUUUCAUGCUCGUCUGCUAAAUACUGGUAAAAUAUGUAAAGUAAUACUAACGGCUACGAAAUUAUUUUACAUUGUUUUUGAGUCGUAACAAAAUACAAAAUGCUUUGCCACGUUCGAACUGAAAUAGGUAUAAGCAAGAUAUAAUAAUUAAUAAAAUAGUUUUUAUUAACAUGCAUGAGUAGUAUGAAUGAGCAAUUGUAUGGAAGGAUACUUUUUACUAUUAUUAAAUGUAACGCAUUUCGUAAAGUAUAUCAACUUUAUUUUGUUAUAAACCGGUAACAAAGUUCUUAAGGAUAUAUUCAUUAUUAUGUAGAAAUAUAUUAAUUCAUUACUAAGCAU
Ceratitis capitata (Mediterranean fruit fly) is the source of this 1453-nucleotide messenger RNA. RefSeq lists its product as hypothetical. The record is from RefSeq and is a predicted model, not a curated record. The coding region runs from base 208 to 1095 and encodes 295 amino acids. Lineage: Eukaryota; Metazoa; Arthropoda; Insecta; Diptera; Tephritidae. The transcript has 4 exons.